AUGGCAACUAAGUCACAUUGUUCUCCACAGGAUUCGUCCGAUCCAGGAUAUCAGAACUGGUUGGUGGGCCGGAAGCAAACUCCCCACCAAUAUGGUACUUCAUUAGAACCUCGUAUUCAGAUCCCACCUGGACUUAAUAUGUCGAGUCGUCGUGGGCCGGAGGUGGAACUCUAUGAUGUGGCCGGUGCUCAUCUGCUAGCCCCAAUACAGGACUCCUCAGACGUUGCUGUUGAGUCUAAUUCUGUUGCCGAUAGUCGUUAUUCCCGUGGACUGUGGUUUAGUUCUUGUUGGCCCACACCCAGUCAGGCAGGACGAACAACACGCUCUAGUUUCUGCAACACACCGGUCGUCCUAACCAACAAGAGCACAACUGUCCCAUCGCCCGUACCGUAUACACUGGGACGUCUUCCAACAAAAGCCGCACACGGUAAUGGCAAUUGUAAUGGUAUUCGAACUUCCUUGUGUCUAGCGGCUAACUUCAACCCGCUCAAGCGGUUUUCUGGAGUACGGUCUACCACCAGGAAAGACGAGGACUCUCCAACUGAGUGUUCACCACCAGUACUAUGUGGUAUCCCCAUUGCGGGCUGCGCUCGUGUUCCGCGUGCUGAGGGGCAUCGCCUAACUAGCGAUCAGAAUAAAUACUACAAAUACGGAUUUGUUCUUGUGUACCGCAGGUCCGAGAUUUCAACAUUCCUCCUGCUGCAGUUACUUAUUUCCAUUGCUCAGAGCAUUUUUGUUGUAACCAAUGCCACCUACAAUACAACAGACAGUCCUCUUCGAUCGCAUUCUACUGGAGGUUUUCUACAUCUGCACCUAUCCCAUUCCGAUUGGGGACGUCUGGUUCUUUUAUUAUGCUCGUCUGUGCUUUCACUUACCGGGCUGUUAAGUGCUAACUGGGAUUGGAUCGCAACUCGAUCGACGGACGACCAAGAUGCGGGACAAAAGGACACUCCUAGAGCAGGGGACAGAAAUGUCGCCAAUCUGUUGAUCGUUCAACUGUUUCGUCGCCGGUUACGCUGUGCACAUGUUUUCGCUUAUCUUGCUUGCAUGUUAUUGGGUGUUGCGAUGCUCCCGUGGCUGCAACUUUUUCGGCUGAUGCAAGUGCUUCCUACCUCACAUCGUCCUGGAAUACCUGCUGUCUUUUCUUUGGACAAUUGUAGUGACGCGUUCAAAACAAAUAUCUCCAGCAUCGUUUUCGGUCCUGUUUCGACUCCCAGGACCUUGCAUUUCCCAAACUGGCUUCUGCAACAUUAUGCUAUAGCAGAUCCUAAUGACAACUUGUGGGUUAUAAUAUGGAUCAUCGUUGCCCUACAAGGUCUGUUCGAUCGCGAUGGUUUGUGGUCCAGAUACUGGCGUUACGCACUGACGGUCCUCUUGUCUAUCGGGCACUUUGUCCUCACCAGCGUUUUUGGUGUCCUUCUGAUUGGUCAUGACUCGGGUCUGUCGUCAUCUACAAACAUCAGUCAACCUUGUUCUUUAUGGACUCGGGCAGCUUAUCUCGUCACGGGAACCCGCUGGUGGGACGAACUAAAUGGCAUUCUGUUUCGGACGAACGCGUCCGUGCUGAUCGCCUUGAUUGCAGCCCACUUUAUCGGUCGUCUCGUGGCCACCAUGACCUCUGCUCAGCGAUACCACCUGUUUCUGACAGCCGGAUGUACGCAAGCAAAGCUACACCGCCUGGAUCUGACUGAAAAUAAACUAGGGCAGCUAACGAGAAGUCUUGUGCCAGUUCCAUUGGCAGAUGAGCUUGGUCGUGAUUUUGUCGCCGGCUAUUUGGGAUGGAGUUCCCCUUUGGUAAUUUAUCUUCGCAAUGUUAGUUUUUUGAGCGCGGAACUUGUCGGUCUGUCUUCGCUCGCCUCGGUCGUCGCCAGUUCCCCCACGGCUUCGGUCGCCAGCCAACAGUUUGUUUCACUUUUGAACGAUUUAUUCGGCUGUUUCGACCGCAUAUCGAGGCGUGAGGGCUGCUAUAGGGUGCGGCUAAAUUCAGCAGAAUAUAUGUGCAUCGCUGGGUAUCCGGAAACCCGGGUGGAUCACGCACGGUCCUGUGUAGACUUUGGAUUGAACAUGCUUCAGCUCGUCGAUGAACUGGCAGAGAUGGCGAAUGUACAACUGGAACUGCGAGUGGCUGUUCACACUGGCACAGCUUACGCUGCAGUAAUUGGUCGAACCCGACUCGGUUUCGAGCUAACCGGGGACGAUGUUCUGUACACCAGCUGUCUCAGACAAUCCGCCAUCAGGCCUGGUCGCGUUCUGACCUCAAGGUCGACUUUUAACCAACUUCCGGAAGGUUUUCGGGGAGAAGCUGGACCUAUCAUAGGUCUCCCACACCCAUUAGUAAGCGUCAAUCCAAGCUCAGAGCCCUCUUCCGCAACAGUGAAGACGAUGGAGACCUACUUUGUGCAACCUCGUCAAGUGACCAACAAACCAACGGGUUGUAAGACAAACGACACAGACAGUACAACGCCAGUCACCAAGGUCACAAACCCGGAAUGGCCGAAGCUUGGCGAAAUAUCCUUGGAAAACUUAGGUCUACUGAAUCGUUUGACAACCGCUGCAAGCAUUGUAUGUCGUCGUCCGACAAGUGAAAGUUCCCCGGUUCACUCAACCGGUUCUGUGGAGAUUCCUUUUGAUUCCUUUUUCUCUGCCACCGGUUCUGCAAUGACUGCUAGAGAAGAAGCCGAAGAAUCCAAGGAAGCUCAGCUCGGUCUCCUUCGUGCUUUGUCGAACAGUGAGUUUGAUGAGACGACGUCGUCGAGACCGGUGACUCGUGCCACGCGGCCAAGUGAAGAUGCAGCAUCUGCCCGAGAUCCGUCGACUUCAGAAUUACUUGCCAUGGCUGCUGUCACCUUGGCGCAAUCAUUCGAACGUGGGGCCGACACCCUUGACUGUUCCGACAAACUGGUGCCGUGUCAAAGUCGGGCUGGACGUCUUCGGGGGAACUCAGUUGAUGGACCAGAUUCGACAGAUGGCGCUUGUGAACUAGGUCCGGAAAACUCUAUGGGUGUCAGUCAGGCCACGACGACCACAUUGGCAGCGAAUAACGGCCAAGUUGCUAGCGAAAUCGCGACAAGUUUGCCCGAAGCAGAAACGUCUUGGAAACCGUUAGUUCAACAAUUGCCCUGGUUGUGCACAUCUCCCUCCGGUGUCCGGGCCCCACACUGGCUCACCAUGACAACCAAGUUGACACCGUGUUGUGGGGUCACCUGUACUGGCCAUUGCAAAGAUGCCAUACUUUAUACACACUUCUCCGAGAUGGAGUCGAAGAAGCGUGGAUGGCGAAGUUCCUGUUGCUGCAGCUCGCAUGAAUCCACGGUUGGAACAAAAGAGGACGAUAGUGCCUCCACUCAGGCCGAAGCUUCGCAGUGGCCUGGCAACUUGAUCCAUGUCUUGACCAUGGCUACCGGCAUUCUUCUACCCUAUGGAUUACUGGUGGCCGUAAUCAAUCUUCUUACGAUUUCAGGGUUUUUCGUGUUCAUGACUGCCUACUUGGUGGCGUUCGUCUAUUUGGGUCUCCUACUACUCACGUGGAAACUGCUCAGGCGAUUUUCUCCGUUAGGUCCUGUUGUUCACGCCAUCCCAGCCCGUGCUCUAAUCACUGGCUCCAUAUUGGUCGUUGUAGCUGCAGAGCUGAUCACUUUGUCUUUAUGUCAGCCGGCAUAUUCAACCAAAGUUCUGCUAAAUGCUUCGUUGGACUCCCGCGUCACACCCACAGCACCCGUUUUGCUCUUGCGUCCGCGAAAUCCAUCUACCAUGUCCAACUCAACAACUAAUCAGCUGUGCAUGGUUCCUGUUCAGUUUGCUCUUCUGAGCAGUAUUUCGUGUCUGCUCCCAGCCAUUGUCUAUGCCACGGUUAUCUACGCAUCCAGUGUGCCUGGAUCUGGCUCCGGUUUGCAGAAUGCUCACCAAACAUCCCCAAGUGCCUGUACGGUUUAUACACCGCAGCUCACGCGAUUUUGGUGCACGUUCCUUAUUCUAUCAGCCCACGGGGCCGUUUACUUUUGGGCAGUGUUUCACAAUGACAUGUUUCGCCAGUUGCAGCCUUCAAGUGCCAACUUUCCCGGGAAGAAAUUGCUCCACUCCACAGUAAUACAACACUGGUAUGGUCUGUUUGCCUUCUCUUUGUUGGCUUUCGUGCUACCGCGCAACCUGGAAUAUCAAACACGUCUGUUGCGACAGUGGAUCACUAAGGGCAAUGAGGCUGUCCAGUCACUUAGUGCAACGCGACUUGCACUGGCUCGGCUUCUCAUCUCAGCCGUUCCACGAUUUGUUGUUGCGGUCCUCUGUAGUCCAUCCAGAGCUUGCGAAUUGUAUUCCAAGCCGUAUCACCUCGUGGGACUGGUGCUUAUCCAGCUGUCAGUCAGUCCUGAUCCUCGAGCUAAAAGCUGCAGUAUGAAACGGAUGACUGGAACACCGAAUGAUCUAACCGACAAGUCAGCAGUCACUGAGGAAGAUGGAGAGGAACCCGCCCAAAUUGCAGAUCGAUUGCGGCUGUUAAACCACAUGAUCAGCUUGAUCGAUGGCCUGGCAACCACCGGAGGAGGCGUUACAAAACGUUCUAAGAGUAGCAGAGAUGGAGGAGGUUCUCUGAUUGGAAGGAUGAGUGAUAGUCAACUGAUUGAUUCAGCUCCCAGCUUAGUCAAAGUUCACGUCGGUGGAGCUACCAUAGGCUAUGCUGUCGGACUAUUGCCGUCCGAUACGAUACAUGACUCCGACUCACGAACAGAACAUUUGACGCAUUUGCUUACUUUCACCGAGAGGAUACUGGAGGCAUGUGAAGAAGUGAACAGCAAAGCUAGAUCUACCAACAGUUUUAUCCACCUCCGUGUAGCGCUUCACGCUGGACCUGCACUUGUGGGUUUGAUUGGAAAACAACGCCCAGUAUUCAACCUAUGGGGUGAUCCAGUCAAUGUUUGUCUUCAUCUACUUCACGAAUCCCAUGUACCCGCUUUGAAUAGACAGCAUUUAUUGCUGGCCACUGACGAUGUGAUCAACGCGAUCCCCUGUGCUCGACUCAAUAUCAUUCUCAAAUCUGGUCAACCAUUAGUCUGGCGUUGCGUCGACACACAAACCGGACGCAUUCUAUUAUCGGCUCAGGUGCCAGCUUCCGCAGCCCCUGGAGGACCCAACCGAUCUCGACCUUGUUUGCCACUACACUUCUGUUCAAUUUUGGCAACUAUUCCCGAACCGGAUGUGGACUAUGCUAACCGGGCGGCAUUCGCCAUGCUUAAUCUCGCCAAGCGCGCGUCGUUCAAAACACCACAGCCGAACACGGGAGCCGUGGGACAGAGAAGUCAGAAAAUGCCGACAACCGCUCCAACGGAACAACCCAGCAAUGUUCAACAACCACUGAGACAAUCAGCUGUUGUCUCACAAAUCCAGCAACCGCUUGUGCCGGACUUAUCACCACGACCCGUAUCUGUAGUUCACGGUAUACCUUCGAAAACCGUUAGUGUCUCCCCAAAUGCACAGCCGUAUAGUCGGGGUCAUUCAGUGCAGCCCCCUCUGGUGAACCAGUCUCAAUUAGUCGUUCCACCACCGCCACCACCACAUAAGCGUCUCUAUGCUCAACCAAAACAGUCUUAUGCUCCCGGUGGCCCAGCUAUCAUUCAGCCUGCAAACCCCGAUGUAAUUCAAUCCCCACGUGUUGCAAUAGCCGGGCCGCAUGCUUCGCACAGCAUUACCGAAAAGCUCUGUGAUAGUUCAGUCACCAAUCAUACAUAUGUUCGUGCCUCACCGGAGCGUAAAUACAGCGAACCACCCGCAACCAUCACACGUCAAGCGCUCCGUCGUGGUGUGGUGUCACAAUGUGCGGCGGCCCACACGCAUGACUACUCCAUUGUGAAUUUCGAGCCACCUGAACCACAUCCUGCUCGUGUCACCUCUCAGCUGCUUGAGCCGCGGCCGUCCACUCAGCCUCCUAUGCCGCAUAUGAUGGGUCGCAGAGGUGAAUACUGGCCCAACAUACCGAACAAAUCUUCCGAGAAUGGCGUGCCACUUGAUUUGAGACUGAAACAAUGUCGUAUAGGACCUGAGUCAACAGAGAAAACGAAACCCCCGAUUCCUACGCCUCUCAAACAGGCUGAGCGGCCCUCUGCCAACCAUCUUCGUCCGGUUUCCUUGUCUUCAACAGACUCAUUUUUGGCAGCCGAACGAGCUUGCGCCGUGGGUUGUGAUGAAGUGGUCAACACUGAUCGUGUCGCUGACUCCUCAAAGUUCGUGACUCCAAAUGGACGAUCACGUGAGGAGGAGCAAUCCGGGUCAGGCACAGAAUUCGUCAGCCAUCAUAAUCCGCUCUAUACGGAUAACGAGUACGAUUCAAUGACCGAGAGUCAAGGGAACUUGUUGAAUCCUGGGAAACGCAAGCGCACACGACGUACUUCACAGGCAACUCGGAGUAGCUCCACCCAUUCCAAGAAUGGUAAGCUAUCGUCUGAAAAGGUUUCCUUGUUAUCAGCUCACGACCGAAAUGGGACGGCACAUUCCUCGCACGGUUCUUCUUUCGAGAAGAAAACCGAACUGGGACACACCAAUGGUGCCAUUGAUAUGCCUGCAACUCCGAAGUUCCGCCUCCCGUGCACAAAGGAAGGUUUGGUUGUCAGUGAUAGAAUGUUGGAUUUCCCAGACAUCCAACGUCCUCCAAGUCCCGGUAGUUACCCACAAUGCAAGAUGGGAUUGAAUAAAACCAAUCUGGUCCCUACACCAGUGAGCUACGGCUCAGGAAACUACGUAGCAGGGAAUCAACCUUACCACACCGGUCCGUCUUCCUCCUCAACAUCUUCAGCCGCUAGAAGUGCUCCAGGAAACACCGGAUACGGAGGAGACUUCCGUGAACAGAGUCCCAAGGACACCGGAUCUCCGCCGGCUUCAGAUGUGGACGCAAUAGAUGGCGAGUAUGCUGGCACUUAUUCCUUGGGACCACUGAGUAUGGCUGUCCAGCCCUCAAUUGCAGAUGACGGUAUCACCAGCUGUGAUGGAGAUUUUGGUGACUACGAGGAUGAAGGAGAUUCUCAUGGAGAGAUUGAGGAUGAGGACCAGAGCGCCGUGCCGGAAUCAAUGUCUUCCAGCUUCACUCGUCCCUUAAUCUAUCCUGGCUGGUCCCAACAGCGACCACUGACAACAAAUCAAUUCAAUUUGGAUCUCCCUAUGGGUACUACUCAUCUUCCCCAAAGCUGUAUGACAGAUAGUUUGCUAGCCAAUCCGGAUCUGGAUGCGCGCGAGUCCGAACUGGCAGAUGAGUUGGAACCAAGCCGUUUGAAUAGCCCAGAUGAACCCAUCGACCCGCGUCAGGCUCCAUCUCUACUAGAAGCCGCCUUUGUCCCGCUGUCUCUUCCGCAUGAGUGUAUUUGUGAGUCAGAUGGAGACGAGAUGUUUGCCUAUCAUAACCGUCCGGGAGUGUUUCACAUCAAUCCCUACUCUGUUCAGGGUCAUUCGCGACUAGUUCCAUCCGAAUUGCUACAACAGCAGCAGCAGACCAAAAACUCUGUAGACCCUGCUAAGAAUGGGCGCGUUGCUGGUGGUUACUUCCCUCCAGGGCCCCAGUUUAUUAGCGAGCAUUCGAUACAGUUACAGUGUUCGCCAAGACCAGGCAAACCCUCGCUUCCGGAAAUCGCCCCAGUGAGUCUCCCGAAUUUUACGCGGCAAAUAACUUCACCUGCGACUGAUGAAAUCGGCCAGUCAGAUUACGAUAAUUUGAGUCAUCCGAACGCGUCACUGCCGAAUAAUCACUCGUCUUCCAAUGGCCGGUCAUCUCAAAAACCGUUAGACAAGUACCACUGGCAACGUCCGCCGCCUGAUGAUGGAACUGCUACUAUGAGCUGCUACGCAACUUCCUCGGUUUACGAUACCGGUGAUGAUGCUGAUGUGGAUGACGACUAUAAACAGGGAGGGAUCUUCAAAUCAGUUCUAUCACCUUGUAGCUUAUCCAGUCAACCAAAGAUGAACGUCAUAGUUCCAACGGUCAUUCCAGGUGCUGCAGGUUCGCCUCAGAUGUCUAUGUCAGGUGUUAAUCAUCAUACCAAUGGACAGGUGCAGUCGCCGAAUACGUGUAGGCUACUUCCUGUAAUCGAUGGGAUAAAACCUGCUCAACCAACCGACAAGACCGCGAUCUUUAACUCCGAUCAAUUACAACCAACCAAAGGUCUGAACCGAACACCAAGUACAGCUGCAAGUCAGGCGAGUAGCGUGGAUCAACAACGCUCCGAGUAUGACAACGUGGACCGAUCUAGCGUUUCUGGCCCUCAUUCAGAAACGUCAAACUCUCCGGUACUGCAGAAUGGAACACCGUCCUUGCACAACAAUCGUCCGUCCCGUGUUGGGUCUACAGAAAGACAUCUUCGGGGUGGGGUCAGAGCAAUGUUUGACGCAGAAAUCGCUGCGGAAGCUCAGCGGAUCAGUCGCCAGUUCCGGGCAAUGGGAUGGAUCCCAGCUUCAGAUUACGUCCAGUCAUUUGAGGAUGCUAACGGUGUGGUACCAGGUGGACUGCUGACUGAGAAUUCCCACUUUCCAGAGAUAAAACACUCGCAGCCUCGACCCAAAUCCCCACUACAUGAUCCUCCACGCCCGCAUCUGUUUCUGCUACCUCUGGACCCACAGCGCAGUACCCCAUGUUCGCGUCAGGCCUCUUUCCGCAAUCGUCACCGUCGUGGCCUAGCCAGCGCAGCAGACAGUGAGACAGUCACAUCCGUCACUUCACAGUUGGAUGAUGAUGACUUCGACGAGGAUUAUGGCGCUCGAACGGAUGCUAGUGAUUUUGAGGAGAUCGUCAAUGAAACGGUUCAAUACGCAGAGGAUUGUUCCAAACUUAACUCCGGUGCAUGGGUUUCGGAUUCUUAUCCGGAUCGAGAGUUGGGCUGUCUAAUGGUCCGACCACGUUCUCUGAGUGCCACUUGUUUGAACGACUCUACUCCUGUAGGCGAUGCUCUUGCUGGCCUCCUGCUCACAUCUGACCUGUCGGAAGUGAGCUCGGACGAAAAGGAUGGCACGAUGAGCGAUCCGGAAGCCGAUGGUUUACAUCAAAAGAGUUAUUUGGACGAUCAUCACAACGCCCAACGAUCCGCCGCGCCGUCUGCACGUCUCUGUGAUCGCCAGCGUAAGGCCGUUCGCCGAGUAAAGUCUAGUCGCACUUCACAACGACCGAGCGAUGUCAACGAAGACAAUGCCGGUUUCGCCCGCCUCAAACGCCGUGCUGCCCGAGUCCGCAGCCUGCUACCCCCGGAUCUACAACCCUUCGUUCUUCCUGGAUGUAUGAGCUCUUUGAGUCGGUCAUCCUCAGUGGCUAGCUCCAUCGGUCUACAUCAUCUCAAGACUGGAUUAGUGUUUCUUUCCCUCUCACGCCGUCAGCCCUCCGGAAAAAGCAUUUCUACAAGACACCGAAGGCGUAGGUGUCGCCUGCCUCGCUGUUCCAGCGAUCCGGAACUUCGAAUAAAGGCUAUAAAAGGAUGUAGUUAAUACUACUAAAUCGUAUCGUUUGUGGCACAUCAUUCUCCACCCGGUUAAUUCAAAACCCGCUCGAUCAGUUUGCUGUAUCCGCCUUCAUUGGAGCAGGUGACAAUACCUGAUAUAAAUUCUCAAGUAUUCUCCUGACGAAAUUGUCCCAUUAUUUGGCUGUUUAUGUUGAGCGCCUCCAUAUCCUUGCAUUUAGGCUUGCAUGUCAACUGUUUUUGGCGCCUGCAAAAGGCCCGUCGUCUUCAUGCUACUUAUGCUUUAUUUCAGUAAGCAAAUCCCACAGGACAUUUCACCGGCGUUUUUAUGCCUCAGACAAAACUUUGCAUGCUUAGCCCGAUUUUAUCCGUCCUCCGUUCGACCUUACAGAAAAUCAUGAUAUUAGGGGUUACAGUAUUUCUUUUCCUAUCAUAGUGUAUUUCCGUUCAAAUUAUUGUACUCUCCAGUAUGACCUUGCAACGCCUGGCCUUGUUUCUCCUCCACACGCACACACGAUUGGUUUUCCCAUGAAGUGUUUUAACACGGCCUUUUUACCGUACAAGGUGCAAUUUGAAUCCACUCUCUUUUUCAUUCUUUUAUCUGUUUUAUACGAAAUUAAAU
Opisthorchis viverrini is the source of this 10041-nucleotide messenger RNA. RefSeq lists its product as hypothetical. The record is from RefSeq and is a predicted model, not a curated record. Lineage: Eukaryota; Metazoa; Platyhelminthes; Trematoda; Opisthorchiida; Opisthorchiidae. Gene Ontology annotation, molecular function: adenylate cyclase activity. Gene Ontology annotation, biological process: intracellular signal transduction; cyclic nucleotide biosynthetic process; adenylate cyclase-activating G protein-coupled receptor signaling pathway. The transcript is spliced from 29 exons. Bases 1 to 9447 code for a protein of 3148 amino acids.